This is a messenger RNA of Micromonas pusilla CCMP1545, 2067 nucleotides long. RefSeq lists its product as uncharacterized. The transcript has a single exon. The record is from RefSeq and is a predicted model, not a curated record. Lineage: Eukaryota; Viridiplantae; Chlorophyta; Mamiellophyceae; Mamiellales; Mamiellaceae. The coding region runs from base 1 to 2067 and encodes 688 amino acids. Gene Ontology annotation, molecular function: protein binding.
AUGCCGAAAAUCAAGCUUCCGCGAAAGAUCCGCGACCCCGUGAAGAAGGCGAACGGCGGGUGCGGGGAGGCGGCGUUCAAGCUCUCACGUCACUACGCGGAAGGGUCCGACGGCGUGGAGAAAGACAUUCAGAUCGCACGUCAGUGGCUCUUUAGGAGCGCGGAGCUGGGGAACGCUGACGCCCAAGUCGCCUUCGCCGUCUGGCAUAAAAAUGCAGGCGAGAACGACUUCGCGCGCACGUGGUGGGAGAAAGCUGCGGCGCAGGGCAGCCCUGACGCCGCGUACAACCUCGGGGUGCUCUACGACCACGGACACGGAGACGGCCUCAGCGUAGAGGAACGCACGUGUGCGGCGGCGGGGUGGUACUUGAAAGCGGCGUCGAAGGGGAUGCGUGAAGCCCAAAACAACUACGGGCGUUAUCUCGAAAGUACAGGACAUCACGGAGAAGCGAUGACAUGGUACGAGAAAGCCGCGGCGCAAGAACACGCGGGCGCGAUGCACAACAUCGCGAUGAUGUACCUCGACGGCGUCGGCUCGGAGCGAAACCUCGCGAAGGCGCGGGAGUGGUGGACGAGGGCAGCCGAACUCGGGUACGAAAAAGCGAAUGAGUGUUUGAAGGAAACCGAAGGGUAUGGGCAUGACGGUCUCCUCGACGGUCUCGUGAAGAAGGCGAACGACGGGUGCGGCGAUGCGGCGUGGGAGCUCGGCUCGCACUACUACCACGGGACCGGCGGCGUGGAGAAGGACAAAGAGCUCUCGCGUCACUGGGUCGAGAGGGCCGCGGAGCUCGGGCACGUUGAAGCGCAAGCUUACCUCGACCGCAAUUCAAGAUCAAGGGGCGAUUACAACACCGACGAUCUCGUGAACAAGGCGAACGACGGGUGCCGCGAUGCGGCGUGGAAGCUCGCCUCGCACUACUACUACGGGACCGGCGGCGUGGAGAACAAAGAGCUCUCGCGUCACUGGGUCGAGAGGGCCGCGGAGCUCGGGCACGUUGAAGCGCAAGCUCAUCUCGCGAGCAUGUUGAGAUCCGAAGGCGACUACGACACCGCGCGUAAAUUGUUCGAGAAAGCCGCGGCGGCGGGGAGCUCCCGGGCCGAGUACGGCCUCGGGUUGAUCUACUGGCAAGGCUGCGGCGUUCCGCGAAACGUUUCCAUGGCGGUCAGGUUUCUUCGAUCGGCCGCGUCGAAGGGGGAUCCUGAAGCCCAAGCCAACUACGGGCUCUUUCUCGUCAGAGAGAUGAACGAACCCAAAGAAGCGAUGAAGUGGUAUGAAAGAGCCAUGGCACAAGGAAACUCGGGAACGAUGUUCCAAACCGGGUUCCUCUUCAACAACAUCGGGAUGCUUCACUACAACGGCGAAGGCGUUCCAAAAAACGUGUCGACGGCGCGGCACUGGUUUACAAAAGCCGCCGCGAAGGGAUACGCAGAAUCGCAGAAGAUGCUGAACGCCACGGUCACUGAAGCCCUGCAGGAGGGCGCUCCAUACGAUUACGUAGCCAUCGAGAAGAUACUUACUGAGCGCGUGGAGUUUUUGGGCACGGAUAAGGAAGUGGAGAAUCUCGAUGAACUGAGGGCGCUUAAAAGGAAAGCUCUCCGUGAUAUCAUGGAACUCUCCGGUGCAAGCAUCAGCGACGACGCCGUGGAGCUCUUCGUUUCCGGGCCGCUUCCUGAUCACAAGGCUGCAGAUGUCUAUCAUCAUCUCGGUCUUUGCUUCCUUCACGGGAGGUGCGGACUCGAGAAGAACCUUCGGAUGGCCAAGGAGGCCUCCAAAGUGGACGAAAUUGACCCCCGGGACACCGCCGCCGCCGCCGCCGCCUCUGAGGAGCUCGUGAAGCUUCGAGCGUGCGUCACCUGCGGUAAGCGCGACGUUCGUUUGGGAUGCAAACUGUGUCGCGGCGUGCGGUACUGCAACAAACGGUGCCAGCAGAAGGACUGGGCCCGCGGAACGGAGCAGCACCCGCCGCACCGAGAGACGUGCUCGCGCGUCGUGAACGGAAUUGUUCCACCCGGGGUAUUCGCGCGGCUCCGCGACGACGCGGCGAAGAACAGAGAAGCGUCGAACUGA